AUGGUCAAAAACAAUGCCUUUAGCUUUGAAAAGGACACGUGGGCCGAGCGUCACAGCCCCGAGUGGAUGCUGCCGUAUAUUCAGAUAUCCCGGAUCAACCGACCGGCAGGGACAUUUAUGCUGCUGUGGCCAUGUUUCUGGAGCAUAUCCAUGGCUGCUCCUGCAGGUUGCUUACCAGAUUAUAAGCUGUUACUUCUUUUUGGCACUGGAGCAUUUAUCAUGCGGAGUGCAGGGUGCACUAUCAACGACAUGUGGGAUAAGAAUUUUGACAAGAUGGUGGAACGCACCAACAUGCGUCCGUUGGCUGCCGGUAAGCUCACAUAUCCUCAGGCAUGGGCUUUUCUCGCGGUACAACUAUCUGCCGGAUUAUCUGUGUUGCUGCAGCUCAAUUGGUUUAGCGUUGCAAUGGGUGCAUCCUCCCUCGCACUUGUUGGUGUGUACCCAACGAUGAAACGAUAUACCUAUUGGCCGCAAGCUUUUUUAGGCUUGACCUUCAAUUACGGUGCCUUGCUGGGAUGGGCUGCAGUGCAUGGCUCUUGCGAAUGGCCCGUUGUGCUGCCGCUGUACGCGGGCGGCGUGGCCUGGACGUUAGUGUACGAUACACUUUAUGCCCAUCAGGACAAGAAGGACGAUAUUAAGAUCGGUGUGCAUUCUACUGCACUGCUUUUUGAAGACAAAACAAAGCCGAUGCUGAAUCUCUUUUCGGCUGCUGCCAUUGCUGGCUUCGGCACUGCGGGAUAUAUGGCUGGCCUAGACUGGCCAUUUUACCUUGGUCUUUCCGGCGCAGCAGCGCAGCUAGCCUGGCAAGUAAACACCGCCAAACUUGACGAUCCACUGAAUUUGCAAGCGCGCUUUGCUUCAAACAAGUGGUUUGGAGCGCUCCUGUUUGCCUCCAUUGUGGCUGGUAGAGUCGUGUAG
Molecule: messenger RNA, 918 nt
Organism: Peronospora belbahrii
Lineage: Eukaryota; Oomycota; Peronosporomycetes; Peronosporales; Peronosporaceae
Source: the annotation of a GenBank genome assembly